AUGAACUCACAUCUGACACCAAAUAUUCGUUAUAUCCUACCAGAAGACAUGAAUCAACUUGUUACCGAAGUACUAAAUGUAGUUGAACUAAGUGAAAUAGCAGAUUUUGGCUAUAUCUCACUGAACGAUCAAUCGUUUAUAAACGAAAUCUUACGACAAAAGCUGUCGGAGAAUGAAGCUAGUACCCGUCCAGAUCGUGUAGUAAAAGAGAUAAAUGCAUAUUUAGAACGGCACCACUCAAAUAUGACAUCGUCUUCUGCUAAUUGGACUAAAAUAUUCGGUAAAAUAAACUAUGAUCUUUAUAAACAGGCUCGUAAAUUUAUGGAAAUUCGUGAGGAAAGAUUCAACCUUAAGACAAUUCGAGCUUAUAGAAUAAACAAGGAUCAUUUUAAUGACAGUCUGAAGUUAGUUCAGAAAAGUGUGAUCAUAAUAAAAUCAGAUUCAGUACACAGUGUACCGAUACGAUCAGAAUACGAAUCGUUAUUGACGACUGGCGGAACUGCAUUUGAAACAGCGGAGCAGAAGCUAAUUUUAAUUGAAUCGAAACUACAAGAACUUGAAUUACAACUUCAGAACAAGAAUGAAACGAUGGGUCCAAUCAAAGGCGAAAAAGGUGAUACGGGUUAUCCCGGCUUGCCUGGAUCUAGAGGAUUACCAGGCCACGAUGGUGCCAAUGGUACACCAGGAAAGCCUGGAGGAAUGCCUGGAGCUAGAGGAUUACCAGGCCACGAUGGUGCCAAGGGUACAGAAGGAAUGCCUGGCUUUCCAGCAUCAACAGGAAUGCCUGGCCUUACAGGACCAUCAGGUGAGUUCAUUUUAUCUUUUCUCGGUCGAAGUAAGUUAUCGUUUGUCAAAGAUUAGAAUCCCAUUCGCAAUUCUGUAAUGGACUUACUACAGGUGAUGAGACAGUUUUAGGUUUUCGGGCCUAUUUAGUCUCUGAACCGAAAGUAAGCAUACUGCCAGAUGGACAUAUUUUUUCUCAAUUAUUACAUUACUCCGCAAAAGUAGCGACACCCCUGUAAUUCAAAAACCUUGAUAGCUAGGGACUUUUAAUUUUGUGUGACGAUGGCUCUUACCGAAUGCUGAUCCCUCAUCAAGUUUGGGCCUCUUUUGCUGGAUGGUUCGUGAGGUAUAAGCGAUUUAUUUCUUUUCCGUAAAAUAUCAGUAAGAGAGAAGAAAAUCUUUUCUUUUUACAAAAAUGUAGCCACGACUCUAGCUUGUCUACGGUAUGAAUUUCAUACCAGGUAGCUGUUAAUGGUCAGUGAAAUACAGCUAUUUUACGGACGCUUUUUUUUGUUGAAAAUUCGAGAUCCUUAGAGAAAAACUUUUAUCAGAAAGAGUACACACUCACCAUCAACCAAGAGAGAAAAUUUUCAAUGAAAACGUUUUGUUCGAAAACUGAAUGUUAAAUAUGCUAUUCGACUCAGUUUUGCCUGCUACUCUCAAAUACUUAGGGCGUUCAAAAAGUUCUGAGAACUGAAAAUAUUUAUUGAUAGAAAAAACAUCCAGUCGAUCUCUCUAUAACAAAUGUUCAAAGUAAUCACCGUGAUGCUCGACACAAAGUGUCAUCCUCUCAAUCCACUUCUGACAUGUCUUUUUGUAUUCGCCAACCGGUAUCGAAUUGAGCUCCUUGGUUAUUGCUUUUGCCAAACUUGUUUCAUCCGGAUAGGUACUAAGUCUAUCUUUAAGAUAGCUGAACAACCA
Molecule: messenger RNA, 1704 nt
Organism: Didymodactylos carnosus
Lineage: Eukaryota; Metazoa; Rotifera; Eurotatoria; Philodinida; Philodinidae
Source: the annotation of a GenBank genome assembly